Molecule: messenger RNA, 3049 nt
Organism: Dendronephthya gigantea
Lineage: Eukaryota; Metazoa; Cnidaria; Anthozoa; Malacalcyonacea; Nephtheidae
Product: protein O-mannosyl-transferase 2-like
Exons: 20
Coding region: 106-2460 (784 amino acids)
Biological process (GO): protein O-linked glycosylation via mannose
Cellular component (GO): endoplasmic reticulum; membrane
Molecular function (GO): dolichyl-phosphate-mannose-protein mannosyltransferase activity
Source: RefSeq, a predicted model, not a curated record
UGGCAUAAAACACGAUGAAAAGAGUGCUAAACUAAUUUACGGACACUUGUAUUCAAUAUUCAAUUGAGCAUUUUCCCUUCGGGACUCCGGAUUCAAUUCGUUAAAAUGACAAAAGGAAAGUCGCGAAAAAAUAUCCCAAACUCUAAGAAGAAGUCGAAAGUUUUGGAUGCGACAAAUGUUGCUGAGACACACGCGGCCGUCGAACAGCCUGAAGAUGUUACCAAAACUCCGGACGUAGUUGAUGAGAAAGCCAUUAAAGACAACAAGAUUGAAGAUGAAAAAGAACGAAUAUUGGCCGGACGAGGAAAUGACAAAAAGCUGAAUGUGGAAUUUUUCAAGGACAAGUUUGGAAAGAUUUUUCUUAUGGUAGACACAAAAGCUUCCACGAGUUAUAAUCGAGUUUUGCUGCUGAUUCUGGUCACAUUCUUGACCUUUUUGACUCGGUUUUAUAACCUACAGAAUCCAAAACAUAUCUGCUGGGAUGAAACGCAUUUUGGAAAACAUGCAAAUUUUUACAUAAAAGGCCAGUUCUUUUUUGAUGUUCACCCACCACUUGCAAAGAUGACCAUUGCUGCAGCAGGGUUAUUGACGGGGUAUGAUGGAGAUUUUCUGUUUGACAAACCAGGGGACCAAUAUGGUGAUGAAAAUUAUAUUGGAAUGAGAAUACUUUGUGCUUUCAUGGGUGCAUUAUGCAUACCACUGGCUUACCUCAUUGUCUGGGAGUGGACUCGUUCAACAACUGCCUCAGUUAUAUCCGCUUCUUUUAUUUUGUUUGAUACGGGCUGUUUAACGAUAUCUCAAUACAUCUUACUUGAUCCAAUUCUCAUGUUCUACAUCAUGGUCGCUGUGUUUUGUGUUGCCAAAUUUCAGAGCCAGAGCAAAAAUCCCUGGACCUUUGAAUGGUGGUUUUGGUUAUCAUUGUCAGGCAUAAACUUAGCCAAUGCCUUUAGUUGUAAAUGGGUUGGAUUGUUUGUGAUCUUGUGGGCUGGUUUUGCGACGGUUGCCGACCUGUGGGAAAUGCUUGGUGACCUCAGCACCUCACUUGUAACCGUGGCAAAACACUUCAUGGCAAGAGCUCUGUGCCUGAUCGCCCUACCAGCUGUUGUCUAUCUCUUUUGGUUUGCUGUUCAUUUCUCCAUCCUGAGAUCAAGUGGUCCCGGUGAUGGCUUUUUCAGUUCAGCUUUUCAAUCCACAUUGAAAGGAAACGAAUUAUUCAAGUCAUCAUUUCCAGAACAUUUGGCUUACGGUUCGGUUGUGACGUUAAAAAACAAUCGUCCAGGAGGCGCCUUACUUCAUUCCCAUCAUCAUUUAUACCCAGAAGAGCACCCUCCAGUUCAACAGCAGGUCACCGGCUAUUCACACAAAGACCCAAACAACGACUGGUUGGUGAAGAAGAGCUCAGAGCCAUACAAUCCGGAUGGUCCAGUGGAAUACGUCAAACAUAAUGACAUCAUUCGCCUAGAACAUGUCCCAACAAAGAGGAAUCUUCAUAGUCAUCCUGUAAAGGCGCCAUUGAGCCAAAAUCAAUACCAAGUUUCUUGUUACGGCGAGAAUGGCGAGGGCGACUCGAACGACUUCUGGCAGAUCCAAAUUAUCAACGGCAAAGACGAAGACCUCGUUAAGACAGUCAAAACUGUAUUCAGACUUAUCCACGUAUCGACCGGCUGUGCCCUACAUGGCGGGUCAGCUACAUUGCCAAAAUGGGGCUGGGAACAACUCGAGAUGACUUGCCAUCCAACGCAAAAACACAGCAAUACCAAAUGGAAUGUUGAGUCACAUGUGAACGAAAAAGUUCCAAAAGCUAGCCCGGACUUGUUUUACCCCUCGUUUCUUGAAAGCGUUUUUGAAUCACACGCAGUCAUGGCACAGACAAACAGUGGAUUUAAACCCAAAGAAGGCGAAGUGACGUCACAACCUUGGCAGUGGCCUAUCAAUUAUAGGGGCCAAGUGUUUUCUGGUGGGGAUGAGAGAGUUUACUUACUUGGAAAUCCGGUUAUCUGGUGGUUGAUUCUGGUGACGAUUGCUCUGUUUUGCCUGAUAUUUGCUUACAAUGCUGUGAGAGAGAAGCGAGGCUACAUCGAUACGCCUGCAGAGAAAGCUCGUAAAAGUAAAUUCACGAGUGUAAUAUGCUGGCUUCUGCUGGGAUGGGCUCUGCAUUAUUUUCCCUUUUUCUUGAUGGGCCGAGUCCUCUACUUUCAUCAUUAUUUCCCCGCUUAUCUCUUUAGCGCAAUGGUUGCUGGUAUUGUUAUAGAAUAUAUCAUUGAAAGUGCGUCUUCAUAUAUCGAAUAUCCAGAAUAUAGAAAUAUGUUUUACUAUUCACUUGUGGCAGUCGUUCUUUCUGUUUGCAUCGUGAGUUUUUGGUUAUUUCAUGGCCUCACGUAUGGCAUGUCUGGUCCAAUGUCUCAUCAAGAAAACUGUACCCAAGCCGCCUACAAAUGGAUGGAUUCGUGGGAAAUCUAAAGAUAUUUGUACUUUCUGAGCCUUUCAUUCAAACAUGCCUACACUAGCAGUGGCAGACAACGGUCCAGUUAUAACUGAGCUAUUUUAUUUUAGAACAUAAAUCGAGGUUAGAAAUGAAGCCGAAAAUGAGAAACUGGGCCGGCCUGAUAAUGUCGUGCAGGUCAUGUCUUCCCCAGUCCCUAGUGUGCUCGCUUUUAUGGAAUCGUUACCUUGAAGAUAGAUUUGACAGAAAACUUUUUAGAAUAAUCACAAACGCAACUAACUUUACCUUUGAAGCGCGCAAUGCGUGACGGUAGUUGAUUAUCAGAGUCACUUUAAGUUGUGUUCAGACCUUAGGGGCAUGCAGUUUAGCUUGAAAGGAAAUCUUGCCUGUUUUUUGUUUGUUUGCUGAACUAGAGCGAUUCUAAACAUAGCGAUAUCAUAACUCAAAGUGUCUUUGAUAAUCUACUACCGUCACUCGUAUUAUGCACUUGAACGGUCGCGAACGAAGGCAAAUACUCGUGAAAUAGGCGAUUUUAAUUGUACUGUCAGCCUAAGAAGAUUUUUCAGUUUAGUGUUGCAUCCUUGUGAUGAAAUAAUAACAGUUGAU